CGCUAGCUUCAUCAUGACAACUUUAGACGAACAAUUUAUUGUUGCUGUCAAAGUAGUCCAGAACUUGCCCAAAAACGGGCCUUUCAAACCGUCCAUUGAACUCCGCCUCCGGUUCUACUCAUACUACAAACAAGCAACUGAGGGACCAUGUCGACUAACCCAGCCACCAUUUUGGGACUUAAUUGGCAAGACCAAGUGGAAAGUUUGGUCUGACCUUGGUGAGAUGUCACAAAAAGAAGCAAAGGAACUUUAUGUUGCCGAAUUAAAGAAGGCGUUAGACUCGGUUCCACCGCCUGAAGAACACUACCAUUUCUUCCAGCCAUUCUUUGAAGUGUGCCGUUGUUAAAAACAACAAAGUGGAUAAAAACUGUCAUGUAUAACAAAAUAGUGGUACUGAAAAUAGUUUGGUUUGAUAUAGUUUGGAAGGUGUUACUCAGAAAUUUUGACAUUCUGUUAGGUCAUCUGAUUUUAAAUAUAAGGAUUUUGAAAAUUUUGAUUUUAGGUUUAGCAAUACCGUUAUUUGAUCUUUAUGUUCAAACGUGUCUCCAGCUGACACCUUGAUCACAGGUACGAAGACCUUUAACCUCCAUUGUAUUUUCCAUUCUUUAACAUACACCGCAUUAAGAAAGGUGGGUGUUGGCAGUAUUGACUGCAUCCUAAAUUUAUUGUAAAUAUAUAAUAAAAAAGAAACACCUCACUUUCAGCAAAAGCUUACAAAUUUAAGCACUUCAUAAUUUUUUCACUGGUAGAAAUACUAUUUUGUAGCUUUUUAACUACAAGCUAAUUUAAUUCAAAUUUACAGAAUAAUUUUUGCAAACUUUAAUCCAGCAUUUAUAUCAGUGUAGGUAAAUAUCGUGUUUUUGUAUUUCUUUAUCCACUUUAUUCUUAAUUGUUUUAUAAACGAUGUUGUGUAUACUUUUAACUAUGAACCUAAAGCAAAUAUAUAGUGAAAAAUUAAAUUAUUUGAAUCUGGUUCCAUCUUAUUUCAUAAAUGACGUCAAACUAUUUCAAAAUUCUACUUUGCUUAAAUAAGCUUUAUUACAACGUUCAUC
Molecule: messenger RNA, 1052 nt
Organism: Limulus polyphemus (Atlantic horseshoe crab)
Lineage: Eukaryota; Metazoa; Arthropoda; Merostomata; Xiphosura; Limulidae
Product: acyl-CoA-binding domain-containing protein 4-like
Exons: 4
Coding region: 14-346 (110 amino acids)
Biological process (GO): fatty acid metabolic process
Molecular function (GO): fatty-acyl-CoA binding
Source: RefSeq, a predicted model, not a curated record